CCAUUAUUCAAGAGACUAAUGUUAACGUUUUUAUUCAUUAUUGGUUGUCCGUGUGUCGUGUGUAAUGGUCGAUGUUCAACUUCAGUGGCGACGUCAAACGGCUGAAGAGCGAGAAGCUGAGCGUCAGGCAGCAAAUCGUUUAAUGUUAUCAUUGCAAGCGGAGGCAUUGAGCAAAGGAUUUGGACCACCUCCAACAACACAGUCGGCACAAACAUCAACACCUCUUGCACCGCCGUUGGCCGGACUACAGUCGCUACAGCCAUGGGCCGAAGCACAUCCAGCUGGCUGUUGAAGCAAUGCUCACAUCAACUUAGUGAUGACAACAACACGAAUCGCAAAUUGUGAACGAGUAUUAAGUAAAAUAUAAAAAAACAAUGGUAUAAUAUUUCUCUAGUUGUCUGCGGCAAAGUCGAUGCUUGAUAUUUAAACAAAAAUACACAUAACGUUUUUCCACCGGGAAAACUGCGAAAAGUGAAGGGUGUGAUAAUAAUCAAACUAAUAUGCACAAAUUUAUCGCUAAAGAAAAAAUCCUCAACAAUACCAAUUAAGUAGACAGCAUGAGUGCGAAUUCAAUGAAUUUCAUUUUAUUUUUCACCACAUUUGAUGACCCAGUAUUUUAUGUGUUUCAAUCCGUUGACUGAAUGGACAUUUAAUUUGUGAACAAUUUUUUCGAUUCCGAACACCUUAGAACAUUGUUGCUAUUUGAUGCAAAGCGACGGCAGUUUCAAUCACAUUAUUUAUCAAUAUUUUCUCUUUGAAAAGAUUUUUACAAUUCAAUGGUUUUUUUUUUGUUUUUCGUUCAUUGAUAAUUAUUGUGAGAAUGUGACAUUAAGCAAAAAAAAUAUUUAGCGAUACAUAGCGCUUUUAAAUCUAUGUUUUUUUUUCCUUUUCUUUUGGUGGUAAUCGUUUGAAUAAAGCGAAUUUUGUACAUAUGAUCACUGACAAUGGUGAAUUUUUUCACGGCAUCAAAUCACGGAAAAUUCUUAAACUUUUAGAUACAAGCUCAAAUGCAUUUAGAUCAAUCCAAUUAAACGUAAUGGUAUCGUAGUGUGAAAAGCUUUUGAAUCUGCAAUUUGCAACUAAUUUUAAAAACAUUUUCACGGUCUCGAGAAAAGAGAUGAAGAAUGAUCGAAUGAAAGAGAAACAAAAUCUAUUUAUAAAAUGUAAGUUAAUGAAAGUGUUUGGCCCAGUGGUAGAGUGCUGAAAUAAAUCAAGCUUAAUUUAAAAAGGAUUUACACGAAAAUUUAUAAAAUAAAUAUAUUUUCAUGUUGAACGUCCUUUUUCGUUUCUGUUUUCAUAAAUAGAGCAAUUGUUUUGAGCUUUAUUUCUAUUUGACUGGACUGACUCAUUUCGGAUUUCAAGUGAAAUGAAAACAAAAAUCAGCAACAUUUUGUA
Messenger RNA from Sitodiplosis mosellana (orange wheat blossom midge), 1395 nucleotides. Its product is annotated as T-cell leukemia homeobox protein 2-like. Gene Ontology annotation, cellular component: nucleus. Gene Ontology annotation, biological process: regulation of transcription by RNA polymerase II; animal organ development. NCBI's taxonomy places the organism in Eukaryota, Metazoa, Arthropoda, Insecta, Diptera, Cecidomyiidae. The transcript has 2 exons. The record is from RefSeq and is a predicted model, not a curated record. Bases 65 to 292 code for a protein of 75 amino acids. Gene Ontology annotation, molecular function: RNA polymerase II cis-regulatory region sequence-specific DNA binding; DNA-binding transcription factor activity, RNA polymerase II-specific.